CGCCUCCGGCAGCAGUGCCGCACCGUUGCCGCUGCCGGCACGCGGCGCGCAUCCGGGCCCGCAGGCCCACUGCCGUGGCCGCUGCAGUCGACAUGGCUGCCGAGAGGACCGCCGACAGUCGCGUCGUCCCGACGACGUUGGCUGUGUAAUAACGUCAUCCUGCGUGACGUUUGUCAGACGUGUGUACUGCGCAAACAAUGACGUAUUCGACAAACAAUGGAAUGAUUUUUAAUAUUCAUACAUUCUUCUAUUGCAGAAUGGAAUUUAAUUUGAAUACAGCACUCUAUAAGUUUGUACAAAUCAACAUAUAUAUGAUGAGGAACGUUCUAUAUCAGAAAAUACCAUUAUUUCUCAGUGAUUAUCGAAAAUAUCAUACCAUCAUAACCGGUUAUACCGUUGAUACCAGUCUAGUAAACAAAUACCGGAUACUGGUAUCGAAAUCUGAAAUACCGUCUUGUGCAUAUCAUGAUGAUGUAAAACAAUAAAAUAAUUUAAAUAUUAAAAAAAAAUCAAAGCGACAAACAUAUCAUAUCAUUCGGACGGCUACAGGCAGGCAGGAUUCGCGUAGAGAGCUGACAACGACUCGGUGGCGUCGAGUGCGCGUCAUCGACGACGUGGGCGAGGGCUAGGAAUUCUCCUGAUAUAAUAUUAAACGUGCUUGAUCGACAAUGAUAAGUGGUGUGCUGUUGAUGGUGGCUGUGAUAUCAGGCAUAGUGUGCGGCGAAACGUCGAGACCAUCGGGCGCUAGAGCCGCGUUUAAGGACGCUGGCCAGGCGGAAAGGCACUUGCUGGCCGCGCUGGGCAUGAAGCGCCGACCGGUGGUGGACAAGUCCAAAGUGGAGAUACCAGCCGCCAUGCUGGAGCUUUAUAGGAUGCAAAUGUCGUACGAAUACGACACCACGGCCUUACCGUUACCGGGACACCAUGUCAAGUCCGCGAAUACCGCCCGCACUUACUUGCAUAGAGAGUCUGAACCCAAAAAGCCAAAGUGCCGCAAAUACAGGCUACAGUUCGCAGUCGACCCGUUGCCGGACGGCGAAUGGCUAACCGCGGCCGAGUUGAGGUUGACGCCGUCUCGGCACCGGCCGGUCGGACAUCCGGGCCGCGUGCAAGUGCUCGUGCACGACAUCGUUCAACCGGGCGUCCGCGGCGUGUCGAAGCCAGUGCUACGGUUACUCGAUUCGCAGUACGUAGACCUGCCGGAUGCGGCGACAACGGGACAGGACGAAGAAGCGUCGGUCACGCUGGACGUGACGCCCGCGCUGGAGCGGUGGUCGCAGCACGGUGGCCGGUGGAUGGCCGGCAAUCACGGACUACUGAUCGAGACGCUCACUGACGGCGGCACUAACGUCCGGGCCCCCAUACCUGAAACGUUCGAGUUGCGGGCCGCCGACAGGCCUGCGCUGCUCGUGUACUCGGACGACGGCAAGAACAGUCGUCCCGUCGGCCCACCACGGCGGAAACGCUCGUCGGGUGCCGGCCAACAGCAACAGGGCAGGGGCGGCGGUGGCAAGCGGCGGAAGGACGGCGGCAGCGGCCGGGACAUCUGUCAGAGGCAUCCGCUGUACGUGGAUUUCACCGACGUCGGCUGGGACGAUUGGAUCGUCGCGCCGCCCGGCUACGACGCUUACUAUUGCCACGGCGACUGUCCAUUUCCAGUGGCCGAACACCUCAACUCCACCAACCACGCCAUCGUCCAGACGUUGGUCAACUCCAUGAACCCCACCGCCGUGCCUAAAGCGUGUUGUGUGCCUACUCAGUUGGCGUCCAUAUCCAUGCUGUACCUAGACGAGGACAACAAAGUGGUGCUCAAAAACUACCAGGACAUGCAAGUGCUCGGGUGCGGGUGCAGGUAGGCCUCGGCCUAGACCCAUCACACAUACACACACACGCACACACGCACACACGCACACUUAUACACAGACACACCCACUCACCCACUCACCCACAAACACAUAGCGUCGCCCAAAGAUAUUAUUAAUAGUUAUUAGUUAUUAUUAUUAUUAUUAAAUAUUAAUAUAUAUAUAUUUACGUAUAUAUUAUUAUUAUUAUUAUUAUUAUUAUUAUUAUUAUUAUUUUACUAUUGUGCGUUUAUGGAACGAGGUGGUUUACCUAUUUUUACGAAUUUUGUUUUUAAUAAAAAUGUUUUCUAUCGCUCGAUCGUUUUACGCGAUAAGUAUAGGUACACAUUUUAUUCACUGAUUUAUACGUUCCCUCGAUGAAACAUUACAUAGAAUAAUCGUAUAACUACCAAUGCUGCAGAUGACGGGCUCAUAAUAUAUUAUAGACUAAAAAUGUUUGUAAUAUUAUUAUGUGUUUUAACGUAAAAAAACACAUCGACGAUAUACAUCCUCUUUAGACGGAUAUAAUAUAUUAUUACGUAAUAUCACAAUCACAUUAGGUAAUAUUAAAUAUAUAAAUUCUUCGGCAACCGACAAAUAUAGAACGAGAUCCCCGACAAAAUCGAUAAAUAUAUUUUACCUAUUAUACCUACCUACAUUUACGUAAUUUCAACAUUAAAACGGCUUAAGAUCCAUUUUAUUGGAUAAUUAAUGUUGUAAUCGUUGAAACAAUAAUUGUGAAGUAUUAUAACAUUAAGUCAACGUUAUGGACGUGAUGAGAAUUUUUUAUUUAACAUUUGGGUACUGUUAAUUUUUCCGUAAUAUAAUAUAUUAUUAUGUUCAGUCGAAAUUUCAAACGAAUAUAUCUGUUAUUUAGUUUUAAACGCGUAAAAAAAUAAAUUCAAACAUCUCCGGAAUACGUCGUGUGAUGUCUCUUAUAAUAUAGGUAUAUCGUUGUUCGUCGAUUUAAGACAUCUAUUUUUGUUUUUUAAUAUUGUUUGAGAUUGCCAUAUCUUUUCCCACCCUUUCUUAAUCAACCCCAUCACAACCACCGUUUCCGUUUAUCGUUAAUUCAUCACGACACUCAUAGAAUCCCAAUUCAUAUAAUAUUAUAGUAUUGUGUCCCAUUUUUAUUUAUUUUUUUUUUUUUUAUAUAU
Melanaphis sacchari is the source of this 2998-nucleotide messenger RNA. Its product is annotated as protein decapentaplegic-like. Gene Ontology annotation, molecular function: growth factor activity; cytokine activity. Gene Ontology annotation, cellular component: extracellular region. Bases 669 to 1856 code for a protein of 395 amino acids. The transcript is spliced from 4 exons. The record is from RefSeq and is a predicted model, not a curated record. Gene Ontology annotation, biological process: SMAD protein signal transduction; BMP signaling pathway. NCBI's taxonomy places the organism in Eukaryota, Metazoa, Arthropoda, Insecta, Hemiptera, Aphididae.